CCCGCUGUCGUGCCAGUUGACUUGGUGCCCGCUGUCGAGCUUGGUGACCCGGUACCCGCGGUUCUGCUAGAUGGCUCGGUGCCCGCUGACAUGCCCGUUGACUCGGUGCCCGCUGUCGAGCUUGGUGACCCGGUACCCGCGGUUCUGCUAGAUGGCUCGGUGCCCGCUGACAUGCCCGUUAAUUUGGUGCCUGCUGUCGAGCUUGGUGACCCGGUACCCGCGGUUCUGCUAGAUGGCUCGGUGCCCGCUGACUUGCCAGGUGACUCUGUGCCCGCGGUUCUGCUAGAUAGCUCGGUGCCCGCUGACGUGCCCGGU
Messenger RNA from Staurois parvus, 315 nucleotides. NCBI's taxonomy places the organism in Eukaryota, Metazoa, Chordata, Amphibia, Anura, Ranidae. The record is from the annotation of a GenBank genome assembly.